ACACGAGUUCUCCGAAUUUCCUCUCCUUAAGCUAAAUGGUGGAGUGAAAGUAAAUAUGACAUAAUACUUACCUGCUUGGUAACAGGGGACACCGGGAAUUGAUACAUAUUUAUGGUUUUAACCUCGCACGAUCGUUCUAAAACUAUAAAUAAUGAAUGAGUCAGCUGUUAUGGCCAAAAGAACUGGAAUUGUGUUUGAUGAAAGGAUGAAAAAGCAUUUUAAUGAAUGGGAUGCAACUCAUCCUGAGGUUCCUGAUAGAAUACAGCGGCCAUAUGACAAACACAAGGAAUAUGGUCUCCUGGAAAGGUGUCAGGAAAUCCCAUCUCGACUUGCUACAGAUGAAGAGCUGCUUAGUCAACACAGUAAAGAACAUGUAAACAAGAUGAUAUCAUCACAGACCAUGACAAAAGAGGAACUGUACAACAUGGGGGCUUGUGAUUAUGACUCUGUCUACAUGAGUGAGCAUGCUUGUGAAAGUGCUCGUGUUGCAUGUGGUUGCACUCUAUCUGCAGUGGAAGCUGUUGCAACAAACAAGGUUCAAAAUGCAGUGGCUAUUGUAAGGCCACCAGGGCAUCAUGCUGACACUGAGUUUGCCAUGGGUUACUGUUUUUUCAACAAUGUGGCUGUUGCUGCAAAAAUAGCUCAACAAAGAUGGAAUGUGCAGAGGGUUCUAAUUGUGGAUUGGGACAUUCAUCAUGGCAACGGCACUCAACACCUCUUUGAAUCUGAUCCCAGUGUUUUGUACUUUUCCAUUCAUCGAUACGAUCAUGCCCAGUUUUUUCCUUUUUCUACUUCUGCUAAUUUUGAUGUUGUCGGCAAUGGAACUGGCAAAGGGUAUACUGUGAAUGUACCUUGGAAUGAGAAGCAUAUGGGUGAUGCUGAUUAUUUGGCCGUUUUUCAUCACAUUUUACUUCCUAUUGCUUAUGAGUUUGAUCCUGAUCUUGUUUUGGUGUCGGCUGGUUUUGACUCAGCUCAAGGAGAUCCAAAGGGACUUUGUGAUAUAACACCAGAAGGUUACCAUCACCUUACAAGAAUGCUGAUGAAUUUAGCCACUGGAAGAGUAGUUGUUGUUCUUGAGGGAGGUUAUAAUCUUACUUCAGUGGAGGAAUCUAUGUGUGCUUGUACUUCUUCUCUUCUUGGAGAUCCAUGCCCACAACUUGAUGGCCCCAUGACACCUCGUGACAGAUGUUUAGAGACCAUAGUAAAUGUUGUUGGUGAACAGAGCAAGUAUUGGAAGUCACUGAAGCUUGCAACCUUGUUAAGUGGAAAUAUCCAAGAUGCUGAAGACAAAUCCAAAGAAGAAAAGAAAAUCAAAUAUCCAAGAUUCCCAAGUGACUUCACAGCUUACUGUUGAGUGUCAAAAGCGGAUGAUUCAUGGAUGCUUUCUUCUAAAAUUAUUGGAAAAGCUCUGAAAUCUCGCGAUGAAUUAAUAGCAAUAAUAUGUAAUGAUAGAAUGUUAAUUUAUCCUGUAAUUAUUAAUAAUCGAGUGACAAAUGUUUCUGUACAUUUUAGUUUGUAAAUUUCAAAUUGUUCAUUUAACAGGCUUAUUUAUUUACUGGUC
Molecule: messenger RNA, 1561 nt
Organism: Pocillopora verrucosa
Lineage: Eukaryota; Metazoa; Cnidaria; Anthozoa; Scleractinia; Pocilloporidae
Source: RefSeq, a predicted model, not a curated record